UUUCACAGAAGGGGAAGCAAAAUGGCGGAAUCGGAUGGGAUGGGCCUCUUAUUGUGCUCCUUAAAGAAAAAUGUUUCGUGCCUUUGCAUGUCGUUUUAAAGUUAACAAAAACACUGUGGCGGGUUUUAGCAGCUCAUCAGUUUUGGGAUUCAUCAGCCGGCUCAUCUCCGCACUAUAAAGGUAAACGGCUCUUAUAGCUUGUCUAACUUAGCUAGCCAGCUAACCCCUGUGGACGACAAAUUGUAGGCUAAAAAUGAUUGCUGCUAGUGCGAGAAGGUUGCUUGAAAUUAAGCACAGAUGAGAAAUUCAGCUAGUGAUACUCAGUGCGUUCAGAAAGAGACGUAUAGUAUUGGUGGCUAUUAAAUGACAGUUAACAAGUGAGUACAUAGUCAAACACUGCAGUGGAGCACACGAACAAGAUAGCAUCGUCUCUAGCAUCAUCUUACAUCAGUCUCAUUCACUGCACACGAUCAGAGCUGUCACAGGGUCAAGACGCGAAGACACAGUGUUGAAUGUCAAUACAGAUCAAGCUUUCUCAUCAGUUUACUCGAGAAAUCAAGUUCCCCUGAGUGCUCUUCAAGUUAAAGACAGAGAUUCAAUGCAGAAGUAGUUUUCUCCCAUCUCUCAGAUGGGAACAGAUGGACAGGCUGAAAAGGACAAAGGAGAAAUUGUGCCAGGCAAGUCACAAUCUGAACAAUGUCCUGAUGAAGAGGAGGAAGUGGAGUCUAAAGCAGACAGAAGGACAGUUGGCUUAAGAUGUUUCCAAGGAAACAGAGAGACCUCAGAGGAUGAGCCUAGUGAACUGGGGGCUGCUGUUGUUACUUCCUCUGAGCCUGUGUUUCUUGUGCCUCAGCUCAGCUCACAACCUCAGUACCUGGACUGUGACUUUGAUGUGGAGCUAACAGCAGAAGUGAAAGUAGAGAAUGGCGCAUCUCUUGCUUUGUUGACAUCUGUUACCCCAAAUCUUGGUUACCAGAAGCCAGGAUCCUUCUUAAAUGUAAAUUUUCACUUCCCACCAUCUUUAAGGAAAAAGAGAAUUUCUAUAGACAGUUUUUUGCCUUCAGGCUCUUUUCCUGGAUGUUACUCAAAUGUAAUUCAAGCCUCGGGACAGAUGCAACCGGCCACUUCGCUCAAAAACUCUGAUGGGGUCAUACAGAUGGCCAAAAGCCCUCUCCCCUCAUCACCCUCCAACUCACCAUCAUCUCCUUCGUCUGCUCCCUCUUCCCCCUCCUCCUCCCCUUCGUCAUCAUCUCCUGGUGGAAUGGGUACAAACUACCGUGAGGAUGAGGACAGAGGCCAUGCUGGAGACAACAGGGUCAGCAAAGGAACUGGAGACUUUGUGUCAUCCACUUCGUCAUCUUUGGUGCCAUCGUCGAUGCCUGUGCCACCUUCUAAUCCCUCACUCCAUCCAUCUUCAUCAUUCACACAUCCAUGCAAUGAUGGACAGAGGGAGAGUUUAGAGAAUGACAUUUAUGACCCCUUUCACCCAACAGAAGGCGAGGGGGAGAGAGAUCAGGCGUCCACUGAGGACGAGGAAGAAGAGGUUGAUAAGUAUGAUCCGUUUGAACCGACAGGUUCUCCAGCCUCUGAAACAGAGGAGGAGAAAAGAUGUAUGGAUGAGGUGAAUGAAGGAGGAAGCAGUAUUAAUAGCGAAGGCAAUGUUGCGAAAGCUGAUAGAGCAUUGGAAAUGGGGACCCCUGCUGGCACAGAGGGGGGUCCUCCAGAUUCAACAGAACUUGGUGCACCAUCUUCGAUGUUCAAUAAUGUACCUUUAGAACUCAACAGCAAGCGAUCCAUCAAAGAUAGAAUAAGGGAACAGGGAAAAAAUCAAAGAGAAUGGGGAACAGACUCUGAGCACUCUGAGAUAGAAGAAGGAGAGAUAGUGGGCGCCAAUGAAAGAGGAAGGGAACGAGUGAUUGAGAGAAGGAGGGAGGUGUUGCUUCCAUCUUCAAGCAGUCCCUCUUAUCUUCAAGCCGGUGUCCCAAAAACUGAGAGGAUCUUACGGGUGUUAGAGGGUGACGGGUUUGUAUCUGUCCGUGCUGAUGAAGAAUGGGAGCGGGAACCAGUGGCUUCUGUGGGUGUCGGAGAUUUAAGAAGAAAACUGACAAGUAGGAGGAAAGAGAGGUUCAGAUCAUGCCCUUCUUCUGCAUCCAUAUCACCGCCGCCUGUCCCUGUUUUGCCUUUGCCCUCUCCUUCCUUUCCCAAUUCUCCAUCUCUAUCCACUGAUAAAGGGAGGAGUCGCAAAUCCUCCAAGAGUUCAAAGGAGAGGGAUAGGCGCAAGCGGAAAGAGGGAAGAGGAGAUAAGGAAAAGAGGAAAAAAAGGAAAGAAGAAAAGGAGUCAGGUGAAGGUAAAAGAGAAAGCAAAGAGAGGGACAGUGAAAAAAGGAGUGUAAAAGAGAACAAAGACAAGGAUAGCGAUAGGGGGAGGAGCAGCCGAAGUGAUAGUCACAAGAGGAAAAAGAGACACGGGAGCACUCCAGAACAUUCCUCCCGCUCCCACUCCCAGAAUGCGUCACGACACACACACAGUCGGAGAUCCUGGUCCAGCCACUCUGAGGAUCGCCACAAAGAUAGAGACCGAGAUAAAGAGAGGGAGAGAGAGCGAGAAAGGACCCAUGAAAGAGACAGGGAUAGGGACCGGUGGCGAGAUGACCGGGAUAGAGAGCGAGACAGAGACUCCAGAAGAAGAGAUGAACGAAGGAGAGAUAGGGAUGAAGAUAUCAGGAGGUCAAGCAGCCGAGAGAGAGGCAGCACAAAGAGGAGCAGAGGAAGCAGUGACAGGAGAGAGAGAGAGAAAGAGAUGGUUAGAGAAAGAGAUCGAGACAGGGACAGGAGAAGAGAUAUUAGACCUGUCGUGCCCCCGUCCAUUCAGGAUCUCAAUGGCUCUGAUCUUUUUGCGAUUAAACGUACCAUCACUGUUACCACCACUACAACAACCACCACAGUACCAGGUUCACCACGGCGCUCCCGCAGCCGAUCCCAGAGCUCAGACAAACAUCAUAAGAGGAAGAAGAAACGAAGAAGACGAUCAGAUGAUGAGGAAAGAAAGGACGAGGAGCACAGGAGCAGAUCCCGACCCACCUCCCUUACACCUCCUCGUUAUCAUGGAUAUGAAUCGGACCGUCUCUCGGAUCGUCCUGAGAUGGACAUGCUCUCCUUAGAUGGGGAAGCACUAGAUUCAGACUACCCUUCACUAGAGGACUCACCACUACUUCCUCCUCCUCCUGAGCCCCCUCUACCCAGUCCUAAAAUUAAAUCCGGAGCACCCAAAAUUAGCCGACAUCAUCUGAAGAAGAAAUCCAGAUCUAGCAAGACAGUUGGUCAGUCUGAAUCCACCUCUUCCUCUUCUUCUCAUAGACCAAAAGCCAAAAGUAAAAACCUUCUGUCAUCUCUCUCACCACCUCUUUCUGCAUCCUCAGGCAACACCACCUCCCUUCAGCCCACAGCGUCCUCAUCCACUACUAAACGAGGACGGAAAACCGGUAAGGAAAAAAUAGGGAAGAAGGAUGCCGGGCGUUCUGGCAGGUCCAAGAAGCUCAGUGGUGGUACCAGAAAGGGUAAGCUCCAAUCUAAAGUCUCUGUUCUAGUGCGUGAAGGUGUUAGUAGCACAACUGGGAACUCUGGGAAGCUGGGCCUUGAUCUUCUUGGACCUGGUGGUGUUGUAAGUGGAGCUUCAGGGCCCUCAGUUGUUGGUGGGUCUAUUGCUGUGGUUUUCCGCCGAGACAAUGAGAGCCGAUCACCGUUUCUUAAGCCCUGCUCAGAGACACUGGCCCUUCCAGGGAGAGGCAAAGACCCAAGCAAAACUGGGAAACAACGCAACAUACUUGGGCCUCCGUCAUCAACAAAUCCAAGUGGACUUAAAUCAAAGAAGGCCAAGCCAAGCUCUGCUACGUCCACAUCUUCAUCUGCCUCUUCCCCUACUUCCUCACUGGCAGCAAAACGUAGAAGGAGGCCUGGAAAGAAGCCCAGAGAGAAAGGGAUAAGUGUGGAUGGAAGUGAUUCUAAAGGUGUUAAUAGUAAUUGUAGCACGGUUGGUGGUGGUUGGCCGGGAGUAGCAACAGAAAUGCAGCCUUUGGUGGGGGUUGGAUCCAAGCCAUCCAGUCCUCCUCCAGCUCUUCCUGGUCCCAUUCCCUCCUCCUCUUCAUCAUCCUCCACGUCCUCGUCAGCAAGUAUUCUUCCUCCAUCCUCUUCACCACCACACACAUCCCCGUUGUCUUUGCCUCCAUCUCGAGAUACUAGAGAGUCAUCCCCAGACUCUCAAACUGUUGAUAGUAGCUGCAAGACACCAGAGCCUUCAUUCCUCUCGGAGGAGGGCCCUGGUCAGUCCAAAGCCUUGUCUCUCACACCCUCAAAGUCCCCUGCCAGCCCUCCCGGUCUGCUGUCAUCGCAGAUCAGGGGGGAUACCAUAUCUCAGUCCACUUCCAGUGCUAAACCUCUCCCACCAGAUGAUCAGAAGGGCUCACCACCAUGCUCUACUUCAACAGCUUCGGUGUUGGCCUCCAUCUCUCAUUCCAGUGCUCCUCUGGCAAAUGACCCUUCUUCAUCCUCCUCUUCUUCAGUGUCCUCAUCUUCAGUUAACAAGCCACCCCCACCUCCACCUCCCCCCCCAUCGGCUCCGCCAUUACCCUGGAGUCUACAAACCGGAGUGGACUGCACUGCUGGAGGUGUUUUAGCAUUGACAGCUCUCCUUUUCAAAAUGGAGGAGGCCAAUAUAGCCAGCAGAGCCAAAGCACAAGAGUUCAUCCAGGCCACAAGUCAGAUUCUCUCUCAGGCCAAUCAGAACCAGUCACAGCCACACCCUCCUUCAUCAUCCUCAUCUGUCUCAUCACAAGUUCCUCCACCUCCAUCACAUGCUCCACCCCCAGGACCUUCUCCUGCCCAGUUUAUUCUCCACAGCUCUGUCCCAUUGGUUGGCUGCACCAAAACUCCUCCUUCACACUUGCACCCUGGACUCUCAAUGGGUGGAGGCUGUGCUCAAACACCACCGCCUCCAUUGCCCAUGGGAAUGACAGGGCCAACAGGGGGCAGUGAAACGGGCUGGGAUAACGAAAGUAAAGACCCUGACAAGUAUCUGAAGAAGCUCCACACCCAGGAGAGGGCAGUAGAGGAAGUCAAAUUGGCCAUCAAGCCAUACUACCAGCGUAAAGACAUCAACAAAGACGAAUACAAGGAUAUCUUAAGGAAAGCUGUGCACAAGAUUUGUCACAGCCGAACAGGUGAGAUAAACCCAGUUAAAGUGAGUAACCUGGUCAAGCUCUACGUCCAGAGGUACAAGUAUUUCAGAAAGCACGGCCGCAAGAUGGACGAGGAGGAAAAAGAGGACAGGGAGUCUGCCUCAAUGCAUUCCUCAACAUGAUUGGACAAAGACUGUUUAUUUCUCUCCAUCUGGUCGAACAAGUUUGCAAAAUCUCCUCCCCUGCACGUGUUUGGGCCCACCAUGGCUAUUGAGUGACAGUCCUUUGUUAUAUUGCUCUGUUCCCCCCAUGUGUUGACAUCAUGUAAACUUGAGUACUCCACCCUCCUUCCUGUCUCUCUUUCUUGUCUUGCUAUAAAUAUGUAUGAAUAUAGAAAUGUGGUAUGAUAUAAGGUAUACUGAAGGCAUUCUUAAGUAUACACUCGAGAGGGAGAGAUAAAGAUGGCACACACUUUCUUACACAUUAUGUUCAACAUGUGUAUAUACUUUUAAGUACACUACAUAGGUGUUCUUUCUUCCUCUCUCCCUUUUAGAGAAGGGUGCACAUUUUAAAUAGUCAGCUGGAUUACACAUUUAUUACUAUUGAGGUUUUGAGUGUGAAAGAAUGAAUGAAAGAACAGAGAUUUAAUGUACCCCGUCAGAUUUCCUUUAAAACUAGGAUUGCAAGUGCAACCUGAUUCUUGUCACUGUGUCAGAGAGCAUUCAUUUGUCGAGGUGCUACUCAGACAUGUGACACUCUUUCAGAUCUCUUUGAGAUACCUAUGGAAUGGAGGAUAUUUGUCAGUUCCAUCUCAUAGGACAGUGAAUGUGUAUAUACAUGGAACAGACUUAUGUUUGAUGACGUUUUUGUUUUUUACUUCAAUUAUAAACAGCCGAACUUACCUGACAAAAUGUCAUCACUUAGCUAGAGAAUUUGUUUUACCCUGUCAAAUCUUCACAUAAUAUAAUUGAGUUGGCAGAAGACAGUCAAUGGAAGAGGUACUACAGUGUGUAUAUGAAUGAUUGAGAUAAAUGCAUGCGUUUUGGAUUUUAUUUGUACUGAAGAAAACUGUAGUGAUUGUGAAGGUCACAUGAGAGAUAAACUUUCAAAUUUGCCCUUCCAAAUGAAGAUGUU
Molecule: messenger RNA, 6308 nt
Organism: Onychostoma macrolepis
Lineage: Eukaryota; Metazoa; Chordata; Actinopteri; Cypriniformes; Cyprinidae
Gene: scaf1
Product: SR-related CTD-associated factor 1
Exons: 10
Coding region: 629-5356 (1575 amino acids)
Molecular function (GO): RNA polymerase II C-terminal domain binding
Source: RefSeq, a predicted model, not a curated record